This is a messenger RNA of Anneissia japonica, 665 nucleotides long. Its product is annotated as organic cation transporter protein-like. Bases 45 to 665 code for a protein of 206 amino acids. The transcript is spliced from 4 exons. Gene Ontology annotation, biological process: transmembrane transport. The record is from RefSeq and is a predicted model, not a curated record. Lineage: Eukaryota; Metazoa; Echinodermata; Crinoidea; Comatulida; Comatulidae. Gene Ontology annotation, molecular function: transmembrane transporter activity. Gene Ontology annotation, cellular component: membrane.
UUUUAUCUCCCAAAAAUAGUUACAUUUUCGAAUCACCAAGAUGGAUGGUGUCAAAAGGGCGUUUUAAAGAGGCGAACGAAACUUUCCGGGCUAUUGCAAAAUUCAACAAAGUAAAAGAUGAGAAGACUUACAUCAAGUCAACUUCUUUAAGCAUUUGUAGCAAGUUAGACAAUUUAGAUGAAGUGGGGAGGAGGGAAGAAAAAAAGGAAAGCACCCAAGAGACGAAUCGUGUGAAAAAGGAACGAACAUAUUCGAUCAUCGACGUUCUACGGCGUCCAAAAAUGCGUCGAAAUACUCUGAUUACUUACUACCUAUUUUUGGUAAACAGCCUCGUCUAUUAUGGGAUGGCAUUAAACAGUACCAAUUUGUAUGGUAAUAAGUAUCUCAACACAUUUCUGGCCUGCCUGGUUGAUUUGCCAAGUGGUAUAAUUAUUAUCUAUCUCAUACAAAGAUUUAACAGGCGUACGCUGCUUGUUGUAUUCUUGUCAUCGGCUGCCAUGUGUUUGUUUAUUACAGCAUUUACACCUUUAAUGACGGAAAAUGGAACAAAUUUGUAUCCUUUUAUACUAACGUUUGCAUGCAUGGGCAAAUUCGCAAUCUGUUCGUCAUUUGCAGUUAUCUGGCUAUAUGGAAGUGAAAUAUUUCCAACGGAACUAAGGUAUUAA